This is a messenger RNA of Fulvia fulva, 1500 nucleotides long. RefSeq lists its product as uncharacterized. The record is from RefSeq and is a predicted model, not a curated record. Lineage: Eukaryota; Fungi; Ascomycota; Dothideomycetes; Mycosphaerellales; Mycosphaerellaceae. Bases 1 to 1500 code for a protein of 499 amino acids. The transcript has a single exon.
AUGGCUACCACCUUUCACAACACCAGCACCCCCGAAGCGCUACUAGGACGCAACGAUUCGAAGAACCCCGCAACGACUUGUAAAGGCAUUACAAGCUCGGGCAGACCAUGUCGUCGCGCUCUCAAAGCGACGCCCAGCUCGAGUCCCACAGCGCGAAGGAGAAGCUCGGGCACCGGCAUCAAUGGCGUAGCAUUGGUGGUCGAAGCAGAUGGCAGUAUUGAGGAGGCAGACUUUUACUGUUGGCAGCACAAAGACCAAGCACAAGUUCGAGUCGACGAGGUGAACAAUGCGCCGAGGAAGUCGAGGGUCAGGAGGAGGAAGAGCGCGGACCUGUUCCCGCUGCAGGAGAAGAGCAGUAUUGAUACGCUGGUGCAGAAGCUUGGAAUCCAGGACGAGAAGACGAGGCCGACGAAGAACCCCAGACCGCCGAAGAAGACGGCGACAACGGACUUUGCGGAUCAUAAAGCUCGUCCGCAGCGACCGAGUAAUGCGUGGGCUGGAGACGUUGAGGAGCACGGGUUUCGACCACCAAGGAGGGACAGCAAUAGGCAGAAGAAGCAAGGCUUUUGGAGUAGUCUCUGCUGUGCCGGAGGUGCUGACGAGGACUACGUCGAGAUUGUGAGACAUCGAAGAAGGACGGAUCAGGCCAGUAGACCGCCAGACACAGUGCAGACAGCUUCGACAGAGCGACCAUCCAGGAUCCCACACGAAAGUCGCCCAUCAAGCGGGUCAAUACCAUCGCGGAAGCCAAUGUCCCCCCGGCUGUCUCCACGUCCACCACAGCAACGAACAUCCUCAUAUCCACAAACUGGUCACCUCCUAUCGCUCAUUCCGCAGCAUUGCUCGCCGCAGACCACCUCUGCAUUACUAGCUGAGCUAAUCAAGCCAAUCAGUCCAGCUGACGAAGAAGGCUACAUCUACAUCUUCUGGCUCACGCCACAGUCCAAGGAAGCACCCGCAGAGUCAACCGCACGAUCCUUGCUGGCAGCGCCAUCUGAACCUCCCGACUACUCUCGAAGAUUGAGCGACGUCAUGACAGAAUUCUCCUAUGACGGUGGCGAAGAGACCCUGCGAGGUCUCAACAGCAGACAUAUCAGCAAGAAAACGAUCAUGCUCAAGAUCGGUCGCGCGAACAACGUCACCCGCCGCAUGAACGAAUGGCAACGACAAUGCGGCUACAAGCUCAACCUCGUCAGAUGGUACCCCUACAUCCCAUCAACGCCGCAGCCCUCACCAGACAAGCCCUCAUACCCAGACCUGUCUCGACCAUCAACAUCGAGACGGCAAAGCGAUGUGGUGCGGAAAAUGCCCUGCGUGAAGCGCGUCGAGAGGCUGAUACAUCUGGAGCUUGCUGAGAAACGGGUCUUGAAGGAUUGUGAAGCUUGCGGGAAGGAGCAUAGGGAGUGGUUUGAGGUUGAGGCGAGUCAGGAGGGUGUGAGGGGUGUUGAUGAGUGUGUCAGGCGGUGGGUGGGGUGGGCUGAAAGACAGGGCCACGUCUGA